CAGGCACCAAACACAAGCACACGAUGAUGAGCCAUGUCGCGAGCUUCCGGGAGGCUCCCGUGAGCCAAGAUGUGACGCAGCCGAUCCGAGCGACAAUGGCACUUGCGGCGGGGCAGCCCAUCUUCCAGGAGGUGGCGCUUGUGUCGUCGACGUUUGGCGACUCGAUGGACGCUAACUGCUGCGACCACCACCACGACGUCGAGCUCGACGAACCGCAAAACGAGCCGUUGAACGACGACGAAGGUGAACGAGGACACCGCCACCACCCUCGACCGGCGAUCGUCCUCGAUGACGACGACGUGGACGCGAUGAGCCCUGCCGUGCUCGAUGCGUUCGACGCGCUCAUGAGUCACUGCAACAACGUGCCCGUCCUGAGCAUGGUGGACGUGCGCAAGAACUUGUUCAAGCUGCUCCGUCUGCACGAACUCGACCCUUCCCACGAGUCGCUGCUCCUUCUGCACACCCUCCCCAUCGACACGGACGACCUCGCUGCGUACGCAACCGCCGCCACAUCCCUCCGCGCCGCGUUCGCCGCCGUCGUGCCGUCCACGCUGUCGGAUGACGAUGUCGCACAUUUCAUUGGCGUGCUCAACCACAAGUACUGCCACGCACUCAACGAGAUUGAAGGCAGCGGGGUGUUUGUGUUUUCAAGUGUACUCACACACAGCUGUGUGCCUAACUGCAACCUCACGGUAACUGGCACGACCAUGUGGGUCACGGCCAUCACGGCCAUCGACGCUGGGCAGAUCCUCACGGUGGACGCCGCCGACCUCUUCUACCGCCCCGCGCACGAGCGCCGCCAGUUUCUAGCUGUAGACAAGAUCUCAUGUCAGUGCGACCUCUGUGGCCUGCGUGCCCCUGACCUCGCGCGGGCCUUCAAAUGCGUCAACUGCCCUGAAGGUAUCGUGCACCCCACUGGCAACAACUUCACAUGUGUGAAUUGUCUUGCGGAAUGGUCAACAAGCCAGAUCCAAGCAGCUGAAGCCCAAGAGUCAUCUGUGGUUGAGGAGUUGGAUGUGGUGACGCUGGCAGACCUGGACUCGUUCAUAGCGACGUCGUUACUGCAUCCAUUUCACUACAUCUUCUUUUGGGCACUUGAUGACUUACAUGCCAUGUGUGUCGACUCGAACGUCCCAGACACGGAUUUGGCCAAGAUCUACCGUCGGCUGCUCGAGUGCCUCAACUACACGCUGCCCUAUCCCCACGAUGAAAAGGUCCAGCAUUACGACCAUUUGGCCCAAACUCUGGUGGCCAUCGGGGACAUACCGGGCGCCGCCGCCGCCUACGAAGCCGCGUACACCGUCUCUUGCCUGUGCAGCGGCCGUGAUUACGAUGAGUCCCAGCUGUACCAUCGGCUCAUGUCGGACACGCCUACGACCAAGGAGGACCUUCUGCGUGUGUACAAGCAUGGCGGUGAACUAGAAUAACCGCAGGAAUGAAACAACCGCCUGAGCCAAUCAAAUCAC
This is a messenger RNA of Aphanomyces astaci, 1466 nucleotides long. RefSeq lists its product as hypothetical. Gene Ontology annotation, molecular function: protein binding. The record is from RefSeq and is a predicted model, not a curated record. The coding region runs from base 24 to 1427 and encodes 467 amino acids. NCBI's taxonomy places the organism in Eukaryota, Oomycota, Saprolegniomycetes, Saprolegniales, Verrucalvaceae. The transcript is spliced from 4 exons.